Messenger RNA from Otolemur garnettii (small-eared galago), 804 nucleotides. RefSeq names its product GLIPR1 like 1. Gene Ontology annotation, cellular component: extracellular region. NCBI's taxonomy places the organism in Eukaryota, Metazoa, Chordata, Mammalia, Primates, Galagidae. The transcript has 4 exons. The coding region runs from base 103 to 804 and encodes 233 amino acids. The record is from RefSeq and is a predicted model, not a curated record.
GCUCGCGCCAGAGCAAGGGCGAGCGCGGUCCCAGGGCCGGAGCAGUCGGAUUGCCCGGGCCGUUACCGGUCCGUGCAGUCAGGGCCUCCUCCACGCUCCUCCAUGGCUGGGAAGAGGAAACUGUGUUGCUUAUGGACCUUAGGUCUGUGUCUGGUAGCCAGUAAAUCGUCCAAAAUCCCAUCCAUCCACGACCCGUGGUUUAUAGACCAAUGCGUCAGGGCUCACAAUGAAUGGCGUAGCGAGGUCAACCCCCCUGCCGCGGACAUGAAAUACAUGAGUUGGGAUGCAGGUUUAGCGGAGCUGGCUAGAUCAUGGGCAAACAAGUGCACAUUUAAACAUAACACCUGUUUAGAUAAAGCAUAUGAAUGCUAUGCUGCUUUUGAAUAUGUUGGAGAAAAUAUUUGGUCAGGUGGAUUAAAUUCAUUUUCACCAAAAUAUGCCGUCACUGCUUGGUAUGAUGAAUAUAAAUUUUAUGACUAUGAUAAUCUAUCAUGUUCUGAAGUUUGUGGCCAUUACACACAGGUAGUUUGGGCCAAAUCAGAUAAAGUUGGUUGUGCAGCUGCAUCUUGUCCUAACCUUGGACAUCCUACAAGUACAAUGUUUGUAUGCAACUAUGGACCUGCAGGAAAUUAUGCAAAUACGCAUCCUUACCAAAAAGGACGAUCCUGUUCUCUGUGCUCACCAGAAGAUAAAUGUAUAAUGAACCUCUGCAGUAAGCAAAAAGGAAACAUAAUAAUUGUAACACUUUAUUUGGGCAGUAAAGUUUCAGUGCAUUCAUUAUAUUUUAAAAGUUCUCUUCACUAG